This is a messenger RNA of Hemibagrus wyckioides, 2658 nucleotides long. RefSeq names its product sulfite oxidase (gene suox). The record is from RefSeq and is a predicted model, not a curated record. The transcript has 4 exons. Lineage: Eukaryota; Metazoa; Chordata; Actinopteri; Siluriformes; Bagridae. Gene Ontology annotation, molecular function: molybdenum ion binding; oxidoreductase activity; heme binding. Bases 19 to 1857 code for a protein of 612 amino acids. Gene Ontology annotation, cellular component: mitochondrion.
GUUUCUCUACGACGUCAGAUGUGGGUGCUGAUUGGAGGUUCGGCUGCUGGUCCUCGCGCUCCGGUGUUGAGUAGAAAAAUCAAGAAGAACGGCCGUGCGCGCGCACGCUUUGAACAGCUUGGGACACUUACAUCACGACUUCCCAGCACAAUGCAGCACCUCAGACACUGCAAACGUUUUGCCCUUGUUUCAUUUCCCAUUACUCCAAGGCAGCUGAAGAGCCCCAUUCCUGCAGUAUCUGUGCGCUCCGGAUUUCUCGCUCUGCAUUCGAGAAGCAGUAGCCAAGAUCAGCACCACUCCAGAUCCAGAAGAUUGAGGUUCAGAUAUGCAGUAACCGGCCUGGUCGCUGGAACCGGAGCCGUACUAGCUUAUGGACUCGCACAAUAUCACAAUAAGGCUGAGCAAGCAACGAUUCCACUGACUCAGGCAAACUCUCUACCAGUAUACAGCCGGGAAGAAGUUACAAAACAUUGCUCCAUUGAAAAGGGUAUAUGGGUCACUUACAAAGGUGGGGUCUAUGAUAUCACUGACUUCGUGGCCAUCCACCCUGGCGGCGACAAAAUCCUUCUAGCUGCUGGCAAGUCUUUAGAACCCUUUUGGGCACUUUAUGCUGUUCAUGAACAAGAGCAUGUUCUAGAAAUUCUGUCUGAGUAUCAAGUUGGAGUUCUCCAAGCAGAUGAUAGCAAGGAGGACAUUAAAUCUGCAGAUCCUUAUUCUACUGACCCACCUCGUCAUCCUGCUCUCAAAGUGAACAGUUUAAAACCCUUUAAUGCUGAAUCACCAACUGCCAUCUUGACUGAUAGUUACAUCACCCCUUCUGCCAUUUUUUUCAAGCGAAACCAUUUUCCCGUUCCUCGUGUGGAUCCUAAAACUUACAGGCUGAAAAUUGAGGGCCUUCCUGGAGGUACAGUGUCUCUGACCUUAGAUGAUCUUAAGUCUCAUUUUCCUAAACAUACUGUAAUGGCAACCCUCCAGUGUGCUGGGAACCGUCGUUCUGAGAUGAACAAAGUGAAGCAGGUCAAAGGACUAAACUGGGAAAUUGCUGCGAUCAGUAAUGCUACAUGGUCAGGUGCUUAUCUAAGAGAUGUCCUCUAUCAUUACGGCUUUGGUCCAGAGCUGGCAGCUAAAGCACGGCAUGUGCAGUUUGAAGGUUUAGAUUUGGAUGUGACCGGUACAGCAUAUGGAGCAUCAAUCCCUUUAAACAAGGCCAUGAGUGAAGAGGGUGAUGUCCUGUUGGCAUACGAAAUGAAUGGAGAGGAUCUCCCAGCAGAUCAUGGCUUCCCCGUCCGUGUCAUUGUUCCAGGAUUUGUUGGAGCCCGAAACGUCAAAUGGCUCGGCAAGAUAAUCAUUAGCGAAGAAGAAAGUCAGAGUCACUGGCAGCAGAAUGACUACAAAGGCUUUUCACCAGGCACUGAUUGGGACACAGUGGACUUUAAAUCAGCUCCUGCCAUCCAGGAGCUUCCUGUCCAGUCAGCCAUCACAAAUCUGACAGAUGGUUCCUCAAUAGACAGAGACAUGGAGAAUGUCACUGUUAAAGGUUACUCUUGGAGUGGUGGAGGAAGGGAGGUGGUGAGGGUGGACGUCUCAUUGGAUGGAGGGAAGACAUGGCAUGUGGCCAAACUUCAGAAUAGCAAGGAGGGAGAAACUUCUGCACCUUCUCCUCCACCUGGUCAAGCUUGGGCCUGGAAACUUUGGGAAAUAACAAUUCCAUUACCAGAAGGAGCUCAGGAGCUGGAGGUUGUUUGCAAAGCAGUUGACAGUAGUUAUAAUACCCAACCAGAGUCUGUGGCACCUAUUUGGAACUUGAGAGGUGUUCUUAGCAACGCUUGGCAUCGAGUCAGGGUGAAAGUAAAAUGAGGAUUUGGAUGAAAAUCCAAAGAAGUGAAACUUUACUCAGGAAAACUUCAUACUUUAUAUGGCUCCAAGUAUUUAGGGGUUCCACCACGACCGUCUGAAAUGCUCGAUUUAGUCUACAGUAUUAGCAUCAUACACUGAACAGGCCACAAAGCUGGAUGAGAUUAAGGUUUUGAGUUUAAAACCAUCAUAACAAUAACCACUUUAUAUAUUUUUGUGUUGAUUGUCCACAAUGGGAAAUCACUUCUUGGAUUGUUUUUUUCUGUUCCGUUUGCCAAUUACUGUUCAUAUUUGUCUGUUCAUUUGCAGAUUUGUACAUAACUAUAGUUCCUAUAGACUCUCCAUAAAUGUAUGCACAAAGAUGUGGCAAGAUAUCAUUUUCAUUAUAACGGGUAUUUCAUUCAGUGGCAGCAGACUGGAUUUGCUUAGAAAUAAAAAUGUGUUCAUACUCAAAAAUGAUGGUCCAGUACUAGUGACAGGAAAGUUGUGAAUUCAGGUCCCAGUACUACCUUAUUGCUACUUGCUGGACCUUUAAACAAAAUCCUUCUUAGUUGUUGUUAAAUGGCUUUCAUUGUGACUUCCAAAUCACCUAAAGUGUCUGCCAAAUUAAAAUAUAUAUAACAUCGGCUAUCUUUGCAGAACAAGGACAUAAACAUUGUUUAGCAUGUGUCUAAACUGCCUGAUGUUUUAAAAGUCAAUUAUUUUUGAAACUGCAUAUACGCUAUAUUGCCAAAUGUAUUGGGACACCCCUCCAAAUCAUUGAAUUAAGUUAUUGUUUUUUUAGGGGUCGGGCUUGACCUCUUA